Molecule: messenger RNA, 1481 nt
Organism: Benincasa hispida (wax gourd)
Lineage: Eukaryota; Viridiplantae; Streptophyta; Magnoliopsida; Cucurbitales; Cucurbitaceae
Gene: SDG38
Product: SET domain protein 38
Cellular component (GO): nucleus
Molecular function (GO): protein binding
Source: RefSeq, a predicted model, not a curated record
UUCCUACAAAAUUCGGCCAUUUAUGCGAUAGGCCCAAUGAAAAAUUCAAUCCAAUGGCCCAAGGAAGCCUAAAUUCAACUAUUUUUGUCUUUAAUCUCUCUCUCCAACAAAGUACACAGUAGAGAGAGAUGGCGCCGACUUCCUUGGUGCGUUACGGCCGUUGGAUUUCCCGGUUCAAAUUCCCAUACUCUCCGGCCAAGUCAUUUUCCUCUCCGUCGCCUUUCUCCUCCGCCGCCGGACUCCACAAUGCCGAUUCCACCUCUCCCGGCGGUCCACCACCUAUACGAGUCUCGCUCACCGACACUGCUGGUCGCGGUGUUUUCGCCACUCGAAAGAUCGGUGCCGGAGAACUCAUACACACAGCCAAACCACUCGUCGCUCACCCUUCCCUGUUUUCUAUCAACCAUGUUUGCAAUUUCUGCCUGCGGAAUCUGCAGAGAAAUGCUAACGUCGACUUCGAUGCUCAUCGUGCAUCGUUCUGCAGUGAAGAGUGUGAACGACAUUCCAAGGUUUUCCACGAUGUUGAAAUGGAAGCAGAUUGGUCAGACUACGACAAUUAUUGCAGGGAGCAAGGCUUAAAAUAUCCUCUUUUGGUGAAGCGAUUGGCUUGUAUGGUCAUAUCUGGAGCUAUAUCUUCUGGCCUUCUUGACAUACUUCAACCUUCUCGUUUGUCUACUGAUAUGGUUUUGGAGUUGGAAGAAGGAUACGGCUUGCUGAGAAAAGCCUUGGUCAACGCAAACAUCACAGAUGAACGGAUGCUUUUUUUAACUCGAGAAUGGUACACUGGAGUUCUCGCACGAAUUCGUAUCAAUGCCUUUCGGAUCGAGUUAGCUGGAGGGUACGAAGAUCUUCAUUCUCUUGCAGCAGCCUGUGUUGAAGCUGAAGCUGCUGUUGGGAAUGCUGUUUACAUGCUACCGUCUUUCUAUAAUCAUGAUUGUGGAGGGAAGGCAUUAGACCAAGUCCAUGGCCGAACAAGGGAAAAUUCAUCCCUAGGUUUGGGAGAGAGCUCUCCAAAAUCCAAACACACACAUUAUAUGGAUAAACAAUGCAAACGAGAGAUUGAAGGCCCUCCGUGAUGUUGAUCCCGAUGAAGAGCUUCGGAUUUGUUAUAUUGAUGCAAGUAUGGACUACGACGCUCGGCGAACUCUGCUGCACCAAGGGUUUGGUUUUAUAUGCAACUGUGCACGGUGUUCGUCCGGUGAUUGAGAUUAUCCACAUAUUCUCAUAUUGAACGCUCACUUGAAACAAACUUGUUGACCCUUAUUUGAGUUUUUGUUAUGCCUUUGGCUUCUCCUGAUGGCCUAUGGGAAGAAAGGCCAAAGCCUGGCUUGAUUGAACCAAUAUCUGAAACUUGUGAACAUUUUUGGGAUAUGAAUAGGACUUUGAGGAAGAGAUAUUCUCUCCAAUAAUUCUCAUUGAUUUUAUGUCAAGAUUAAAAGGAGUGUUCAACAAAUACUUCAUUUUUGGUUUUUCUGUAGACA